Messenger RNA from Eruca vesicaria subsp. sativa (arugula), 933 nucleotides. The record is from the annotation of a GenBank genome assembly. NCBI's taxonomy places the organism in Eukaryota, Viridiplantae, Streptophyta, Magnoliopsida, Brassicales, Brassicaceae.
AUGUCGUCAGGAUCCGACAAAGAAAGAGAGACAUUCGUCUAUACAGCUAAGCUCUCCGAACAAGCCGAGCGUUACGAUGAGAUGGUUGAGACGAUGAAGAAAGUGGCGAAAAUUGACAGCGAGUUAACGGUGGAGGAGAGGAAUCUGUUGUCUGUUGGUUACAAGAACGUGAUCGGAGCAAGACGUGCCUCGUGGAGGAUAAUGUCUUCGAUUGAGCAGAAGGAAGAGUCUAAAGGUAAUGAGACAAACGUGAAACACAUCAAGGGUUAUCGUCAGAAGGUGGAAGAUGAGCUUGCUGAUAUCUGUAAAGACAUUCUUUCCAUCAUUGAUCAGCAUCUUAUCCCUCAUGCUACCUCUGGUGAAGCCACCGUUUUCUAUUACAAGAUGAAAGGAGAUUAUUACCGUUACUUGGCUGAGUUUAAGACCGAGCAAGAGAGGAAAGAAGCUUCUGAACAGUCUCUCAAAGGCUAUGAGGCUGCAACACAAGCUGCAAGCACUGAUCUUCCUUCGACUCACCCGAUUCGUCUUGGUCUUGCUCUUAACUUCUCUGUUUUCUACUAUGAGAUCAUGAACUCUCCUGAAAGAGCUUGUCAUUUGGCGAAGCAGGCCUUUGAUGAGGCGAUUGCAGAGUUGGAUACUCUAAGUGAGGAGUCAUACAAGGACAGCACUUUGAUCAUGCAGCUCCUUAGAGACAAUCUCACCCUCUGGACUUCCGAUCUUCCUGAAGAUGGAGGAGAAGACAACGUCAAGUCUGAGCAAGAACAUUGCAAGAUCAUAGAAGCCUCUGAUAAAUGAUCAGAGGCUUUGGAAGUUGAAUGAGUUCAGAUUAAACUCAAUAGCUUGGUUUCAUCAGAGAGAUGGGAUCAGAGAUAACUGAAUUCAUAUUUAUUGUUCUUUUUAAUUUACCUUUUUUGUUAUUUCUUUUGUUUGUCA